GAACAUCUUAUUUAUUCUAUCCAAUAAAUGUCAUUUUUGGAACAAAAAACAUUUUAAAGCAUUCUCUGCAAGAGUGACGCCAUUUAUUCUGAAAUUUGGCUAAAAAAAUACAGCAGUCUCUUAUUUCCAAUUUUUAGGGAUGCAAUAAAGCCUGCACCAGGGUUGUGAAGUCGAAAAAAUGUGAUCAAAUCCGAUUCCAAUUGGUUAAAAUUUGGGUCCUGCAGACACAGACAAAGUCUAUCUAGAUGAAAGGUAGAGGAGUGGACAGCAGACGCAGUUGGGUAGUGGCCAUAGCAUGUGGAGUAGUAUUCUCCCUCAUCAACUGUCCAAUGAGGUUGGGGGCCCAGUUAUUUGUAUCUCUGAAAGACUGUUACGGCACCAGCAGGAAUGCAGCAUCUCUACCAUUCGAACUGGCCUACUUCACAAGAAGUAUAUCAGGUCCUUUGGCAGGAUAUUUUGGCGAAAGGAUUGGACUGCAAAAAGUGACUGCUAUUGGUUGUUUAACAUCGGCUGCAGGAAUGUUUGCAUGCUACUUUGCAAAUAAUAUUAUUACAAUUGACAUAUUCUUAGGAUUGGUGUUUGGAAUUGGUUACGGAUGGGCAACAGCUGUGGUUCCCGAAAUCAUCAACCAGCACUUCAUUGAGCAUAGAACUAAAGGCAAUGGCAUUGUUUUCGGAGCAAGUGGAUUGUCUGGUUUUCUUACACCGCCAUUGCUAGUUUUCGUUCUAAACACGUACGGGCAGUCCGCUUCAUUUUUAAUCAUUUCUGGAAUCAUUCUAAAUACCAUCCCAGCAGUGAUGUUAUUAACCAAGCCAGAUGAGGAAAAGGUACCUGAGUCAAAAACAACUGAAGAUAAUUUCGAAAAUCAGAAACUGGCGAAACAAAAAAACACAGAUUCAGAAACUGCACACAAAUUAAACAUAGACAUGUUUAAGGAAAAGAAUAUUUUAGUUCCUAACGAUUCCCACCACAAUCAAACUCCAAAGUUGGAAGAUACUUUUUCCAAGGACACAGACAAACAUAUCCUUUACAAUCCCUCAUUCACAUCAGUGCAAAACUCCACCAAUAAUCUUGUAGGUCAAAGAAAUGAAUUCGAUUCUACAAAAUUAAACUCGACUCAAAUAAAUCGACCCAUUCCAGUUGCUAAAAUUAUUGAAUUGAAUGUGAACGAUUUAACCAAUCAGUUGACUUCAGUGGGUGGAAAAAACACGUAUUUUAACCCAAUCGAUUCUGUUCCUAAAGACAAAGCAGAGACAUCUAUGUGCGAAUCCAUUAACAUUUUAUGGACGCCGACUUUUUUACUCAUAACAUUUGUUCAAAGUUCACAUUUCUACAUUAUGUACAUGUUUUGGACCAUCACCGUUGAUAUAGUCAGAGACAAGGGAGUGCAGAGAGAGUUGGAGGUAUAUUUUGUGAUGGCCCUCUCCCUUUUUGACACCAUAGGACGAUUCUUCUUAGCGUGUGUCACCGAUUGCACGCGUUUGACAGCAGCCCAUUUUAGCUCCGUAUGCUUUGCAAUGAUUGGACUGUCCUGUCUACUGCUAGUGUGGGUAUCGGGAUUUGAAGCAACUUUAUUGGCGAUCUGUUUACUUGGACUUAUAGUCGGAGGGAAUACAACAAGCCUUCCUGGUAUUGUCAAUGGUUUCAUUGAAAAGGAGAAGCGACCACUGGCAAUGGCUUCCAGACUUCUAAUGUAUGCACCCAUGAGUUUUACCAUGUCUCCUUUAAUAGGCUACUUCAGAGAGGUCCUAUCUUCUUAUAAUGGUCUUCUCUACAUUAUGAUGUCCAUGUGUUUUGCCUGUAGUAUUGUUCUUCAAAUCCUGUCUCACAUGCACAACACACGAAAGAAAACUGCACAAUUCCACUGAACAUUCAUGGAGUUUGAAACGAUAUGACGUUGCUAGCAGAAAAACUUAAAUAUUGUGUAAAUGUUUGUCUUUAGAUUUUGUAUAUGAAAAUAUUAUUAAUAAUUAAAUAACUAUUUGUAAUGUUUUCCGUAAGAAGCUACGUUUAAGUGUGUUUUUUAAAAGUCUUGUA
Parasteatoda tepidariorum (common house spider) is the source of this 2037-nucleotide messenger RNA. RefSeq lists its product as uncharacterized. Gene Ontology annotation, molecular function: transmembrane transporter activity. Gene Ontology annotation, biological process: transmembrane transport. The record is from RefSeq and is a predicted model, not a curated record. NCBI's taxonomy places the organism in Eukaryota, Metazoa, Arthropoda, Arachnida, Araneae, Theridiidae.